Molecule: messenger RNA, 1257 nt
Organism: Carya illinoinensis
Lineage: Eukaryota; Viridiplantae; Streptophyta; Magnoliopsida; Fagales; Juglandaceae
Product: oxygen-evolving enhancer protein 1, chloroplastic-like
Exons: 2
Coding region: 65-1060 (331 amino acids)
Biological process (GO): photosystem II assembly; photosystem II stabilization
Cellular component (GO): photosystem II oxygen evolving complex
Molecular function (GO): oxygen evolving activity
Source: RefSeq, a predicted model, not a curated record
UUCUCAGAAUAUGCAUAUAAACUACUGAGAGUGAGAAAGAGAGCAAAAAUUAAGUUUGAACAGAAUGGCAGCCUCACUACAAGCAGCAGCUACACUCUUGCAACCCGCCAAGGUGGGUGUGUCUUCUAGGAGUAGCCUGCAGCUCAGGUCUUCUCAAAGUGUUUCCAAGUGCUUUGGCGUGGAACCAGCUGCAGCCAGGCUGACUUGUUCUCUUCAUGCUGAUAUUAAAGAAUUGGCUAACAAGUGUGUCGACGCUACCAAGAUUGCCGGGUUUGCUCUUGCAACAUCGGCCCUCGUUGUGUCGGGAGCAGGUGCUGAAGGAGUUCCGAAGAGACUAACCUACGAUGAAAUUCAAAGCAAGACAUACAUGGAGGUGAAGGGAACCGGCACAGCCAACCAGUGCCCAACCAUUGAUGGCGGAGUUGACAAAUUCGCUUUCAAGCCCGGCAAGUACAGCACCAAGAAGCUCUGCUUGGAACCCACUUCCUUCACUGUCAAAGCCGAAGGUGUGAACAAGAAUUCCCCACCCGAGUUCCAAAACACCAAGCUCAUGACUCGCUUGACCUACACCCUCGACGAAAUCGAAGGACCCCUUGAAGUAUCCCCCGACGGCACCAUCAAGUUCGAGGAAAAAGACGGCAUCGACUACGCCGCUGUCACCGUCCAGCUUCCCGGCGGCGAGAGGGUACCAUUCCUUUUCACCAUCAAACAGUUGGUAGCAUCAGGGAAACCAGAGAGCUUUAGCGGAGAGUUCUUGGUACCUUCCUACCGUGGCUCCUCUUUCUUGGACCCAAAGGGAAGGGGUGGAUCAACAGGUUAUGACAAUGCAGUAGCAUUGCCUGCCGGAGGAAGAGGGGAUGAAGAAGAACUUGUGAAGGAAAACGUAAAGAAUACAUCUUCAUCGACGGGGAAAAUCACCCUGAGUGUCACCAAGAGCAAGCCCGAGACUGGGGAGGUGAUUGGUGUGUUUGAAAGCAUACAGCCAUCUGACACUGAUUUGGGAGCAAAAACUCCAAAGGAUGUGAAGAUCCAGGGAAUUUGGUAUGCUCAGCUUGAUUGAUAGGCCUUUUUUUUUUUUGUACUUUGUUUUUCAAAAAUAACAUGAUGAUCGGUUUAGAUUUUGUUGUAAGUUGAUGAAAAAGGAACUGCAAAACUUCCCUGCGAGGAAUUCGAUGGAGCAUGCAUGCAUGCAUGCACGGAGAUUAUCAUCCAGUUUGUAUAUUAUUAUGGCUAAUGAAUCAGUACGUCUUAUGAUGA